AUGAUCCAGACGUAUAAGAUGCUUAUAAGGAUGCCGACAAAAUUUGACAUGAUCAGUGUGUUACGAUUCAGUAACAACAGAACUAGAGGACAUGGCAAGUUGUCGAGUCACACGUACGAGAAGCCUCGCCCUGGAAGCCGAACGAGAAGCCUCGCCCUGGAAGCCGAACCGAGAAGCCUCGCCCUGGAAGCCGAACCGAGAAGCCUCGCCCUGGAAGCCGAACCGAGAAGCCUCGCCCUGGAAGCCGAACCGAGAAGCCUCGCCCUGGAAGCCGAACGAGAAGCCUCGCCCUGGAAGCCGAACGAGAAGCCUCGCCCUGGAAGCCGAACGAGAAGCCUCGCCCUGGAAGCCGAACGAGAAGCCUCGCCCUGGAAGCCGAACGAGAAGCCUCGCCCUGGAAGCCGAACGAGAAGCCUCGCCCUGGAAGCCGAACGAGAAGCCUCGCCCUGGAAGCCGAACGAGAAGCCUCGCCCUGGAAGCCGAACGAGAAGCCUCGCCCUGGAAGCCGAACGAGAAGCCUCGCCCUGGAAGCCGAACGAGAAGCCUCGCCCUGGAAGCCGAACGAGAAGCCUCGCCCUGGAAGCCGAACGAGAAGCCUCGCCCUGGAAGCCGAACGAGAAGCCUCGCCCUGGAAGCCGAACGAGAAGCCUCGCCCUGGAAGCCGAACGAGAAGCCUCGCCCUGGAAGCCGAACGAGAAGCCUCGCCCUGGAAGCCGAACGAGAAGCCUCGCCCUGGAAGCCGAACGAGAAGCCUCGCCCUGGAAGCCGAACGAGAAGCCUCGCCCUGGAAGCCGAACGAGAAGCCUCGCCCUGGAAGCCGAACGAGAAGCCUCGCCCUGGAAGCCGAACGAGAAGCCUCGCCCUGGAAGCCGAACGAGAAGCCUCGCCCUGGAAGCCGAACGAGAAGCCUCGCCCUGGAAGCCGAACGAGAAGCCUCGCCCUGGAAGCCGAACGAGAAGCCUCGCCCUGGAAGCCGAACGAGAAGCCUCGCCCUGGAAGCCGAACGAGAAGCCUCGCCCUGGAAGCCGAACGAGAAGCCUCGCCCUGGAAGCCGAACGAGAAGCCUCGCCCUGGAAGCCGAACGAGAAGCCUCGCCCUGGAAGCCGAACGAGAAGCCUCGCCCUGGAAGCCGAACGAGAAGCCUCGCCCUGGAAGCCGAACGAGAAGCCUCGCCCUGGAAGCCGAACGAGAAGCCUCGCCCUGGAAGCCGAGCGAGAAGCCUCGCCCUGGAAGCCGAGCGAGAAGCCUCGCCCUGGAAGCCGAGCGAGAAGCCUCGCCCUGGAAGCCGAGCGAGAAGCCUCGCCCUGGAAGCCGAACGAGAAGCCUCGCCCUGGAAGCCGAACGAGAAGCCUCGCCCUGGAAGCCGAACGAGAAGCCUCGCCCUGGAAGCCGAACGAGAAGCCUCGCCCUGGAAGCCGAACGAGAAGCCUCGCCCUGGAAGCCAUUGUCAAUACUUUGCAUCUCUCGCAGAUGCAAAGUAUUGCAAGUGCAGAGUAUAUUACACAGGAAUAG
Messenger RNA from Procambarus clarkii (red swamp crayfish), 1512 nucleotides. The record is from RefSeq and is a predicted model, not a curated record. Lineage: Eukaryota; Metazoa; Arthropoda; Malacostraca; Decapoda; Cambaridae.